This is a messenger RNA of Hypanus sabinus (Atlantic stingray), 2660 nucleotides long. Its product is annotated as zinc finger protein 420-like. The record is from RefSeq and is a predicted model, not a curated record. Gene Ontology annotation, biological process: regulation of transcription by RNA polymerase II. Bases 694 to 2319 code for a protein of 541 amino acids. The transcript is spliced from 3 exons. Gene Ontology annotation, molecular function: DNA-binding transcription factor activity, RNA polymerase II-specific; RNA polymerase II cis-regulatory region sequence-specific DNA binding. NCBI's taxonomy places the organism in Eukaryota, Metazoa, Chordata, Chondrichthyes, Myliobatiformes, Dasyatidae. Gene Ontology annotation, cellular component: nucleus.
UUCACAGUCUCCGGGUGGACGGUGUUAUCCUCUCCACUCAGAGCUGAAGUGGGUCGGCUGUGUGUUCGCGAAAGACUUUCGUCUCUUCCGUCGGGAUCACUGUCUGCGGGCCGAAGAUAUCACUUUCCCAUCGUUAGACCUGCAGUGAGAGAUUUAUUGGAAGAAAAACCACGACUGAAGACAUGGGAACAGCAACAAGUGAACCAGCCCGAGAACUGAGAGCAUAAACUGUAGAGAACCCAUCUGACUCAGGGUUUCCAUUGAUUCAGUCAGGAGAAAGUCUGGUUAAAAAUGACAAAGAAUUAAUCUAUGGGAAUCUCGAACACCACACACCAGUUUUGCUGUCUCUAUCCAGAUAUUUAAGAAGCGGAACAAAGGAUUUCCUCGAUCAUCCUUCCUGCUCAGACUGUGGGGAGGGAUUCACUCAAUCAUCUGACUGACUGGCACGCCUGACAUUUUAAACAAGGGAGGAAACCCAUUCAUCUUCUUAGACAGUCGGAAUGAAUUCAUUUGGAAAUUUCAACUGAAGGGACAUCACCAAGUUGACACUGGGACGAGGCCAUUCACCUACUCUGUGAGUGAGAAGGAAUUCAGUCGGUCUUCCCACCUGUGGACACACCAGUAUAUCACACCGGGCAGAGGCUGGUCAUCUGCUAAAUUUGUGGAGAAGGAUUCACACGGUCAUCUGACUUCAUGGCUCACCAGCGGGUUCACACUGAGGAGCGGCCGUUCACCUGCUCAGACUGUGGGAAGGGAUUCACUCGGUCAUCCGACCUACUGGGACAUAAGUUUGUUCACACUGGGGAGAGGCCGUUCCUCUGCUCAUUCUGUGGGAAGGGAUUCAUUUCAUCAUCCAACCUGAAGGUACAUGAGCGAGUUCACACUGGGGAGAAGCCAUACACCUGCUCAGACUGUGGGAAGAGAUUCACUUGCUCAUCGGAACUGAAGGUACAUCAGCGAAUUCACACUGGGGAGCGGCCGUUCACCUGCUCAGACUGUGGGAAGGGAUUCACUCAGUCAUAUCAGCUGAAGGUACAUCAGAGAGUUCACACUCGAGAGAGGCCAUUCACCUGCUCAGACUGUGGGAAGGGCUUCACUCGGUCAAUCGACCUCCUGGGACACAAGUUGGUUCACACUGGGGAGCGGCCGUUCAUCUGCGCAGACUGUGGGAAGGGAUUCACUCAGUCAUAUCAACUACAGAGACACCAGCGAGUUCACACCGGGGAGAGGCCAUUCACCUGCUCAGAAUGUGGGAAGGGAUUCAGUCGAUCAUGUCAACUACAGACACACCGGCAAGUUCACACUGGCGAGAGGCCGUUCAUCUGCUCGGAAUGUUCAAAGGGAUUCACUCAGGCAUCUCACCUACUGAGACACCAGCGAGUUCACACUGGAGAGAGGCCAUUCACCUGCUCAGACUGUGGGAAGGGAUUCAUUUGCUCAUCCCAACUGAAGGGACAUCAGCGAGUUCACACUGGAGAGAACCCAUUCACCUGCUCAGACUGUGGGAAGGGAUUCACUUGCUUAUCCCAAAUGAAGGUACAUCAGCGAGUUCACACUGGAGAGAGGCCGUUCACCUGCUCAGACUGUGGAAAGGGAUUCACUCGGUCAUCCCAUCUGAAGGAACAUCAGCGAAUUCACAUUCGGGACAGGCCAUUCACCUGCUCAGACUGUGGGAAGGGAUUCACUCAGUCACACGAAUUACUGGUACACAAGUCAGUUCAUACUGGGGAGUGGCCAUUCACCUGCUCAGACUGUGUGAAGGGAUUCACUCUGUCACACGCACUACUGGUACACCAGUCAGUUCACACUGAAGAGAGGCCAUUCAACUGCUCAGUCUGUGGGAAGGGAUUCACUUGCUCAUCCCAAAUGAAGGUACAUCAGCGAGUUCACACUGGAGAGAGGCCGUUCAUCUGCUCAGUCUGUGGGAAAGGAUGCACUAGUUCAUCCCAACUGAAGGUACAUCAACGAAUUCACACUGGGGAGAAACCGUUUACCUGCUCAGACUGUGGGAAGGGAUUCACUUGUUCAUCCCAACUGAAGGUACAUCAGCGAAUUCACACUGGGGAGAAGCCAUUUACCUGCUCAGACUGUGGGAAGGGAUUCACUAGUUCAUCCCAACUGAAGGUACAUCAGCGAAUUCACACUGGGGAGAAGCCAUUUACCUGCUCAGACUGUGGGAAGGGAUUCACUUGUUCACCCCAACUGAAGGUACAUCAGCGAAUUCACACUGGGGAGAAGCCGUUUACCUGCUCAGACUGUGGGAAGCGAUUCACUCAGUCAUUUCAACUACAGAGACACCAGCGAGUUCAUACUGAUUAGAGGCUGAUCAACUGAUCAGACUUUGGGAAAAGUUUCUCUCGGCCAAAUCAACCAAAUUGUGCAUCAUUGAGUUCAUACUAGGAAGAGGCAGUUCACCUGCUGUGAAUGUGGAAAGGGAUUCAUUCACUUAUCUAUCCUUAUGACACACUACCUGGUUCACAAUGGGAAGAGGCGAGUCAGCUGCUGUGAACAUGGAAAAGGAGUCAUUCAUCUAACCUGAUGUAAAUCUCGCUUCGGCUAGCAGCUUAAUAUAUGGGGGUGAUAGCCACUCAGCCCGGUCAAACAUAAGAAAUCUCGUUUGGGUGGAUGCUGUGUGGUGUGUCCCAUGUUAUAGCUAAGUA